This is a messenger RNA of Papilio xuthus (Asian swallowtail), 2081 nucleotides long. RefSeq names its product DNA repair protein XRCC1 (gene XRCC1). The transcript is spliced from 10 exons. Gene Ontology annotation, molecular function: damaged DNA binding. NCBI's taxonomy places the organism in Eukaryota, Metazoa, Arthropoda, Insecta, Lepidoptera, Papilionidae. Bases 201 to 2081 code for a protein of 626 amino acids. Gene Ontology annotation, cellular component: nucleus. The record is from RefSeq and is a predicted model, not a curated record. Gene Ontology annotation, biological process: base-excision repair; single strand break repair.
GUUUUUAAAAUAUAUAUAAAUGGAUAAAUUGUGUAUAAAUGUUCAAUUUCAAUCUGGUCACACCGUCGACAUAUGUCUAUUCAUUUGACAAUUACGUUUUCAUUUUAAAUAGGUUGUUUACUUUCAUAUUACCGCGAAAACUUACAUAUAAUGAAUGAUAAACGUAUAAAAUAUUAAGGUGAUAUUGAUAGAAUACUGCUAUGCCGCGCGUAAAAAUUGACUACGUUGUUAGUGUAACCAGCGAAGACCCAGAUCACCCGGCCAGCAACCUGCUCGCCAACGAGGUGAGCAAGCGGCGCUGGCUGUGCAGCGCGGGCGCAGGCGAGGGCGCCGUGCUGCUCCAGCUGAAGCGCGCCGUCAACAUAUGUGGUGUCCACAUCGGAGCACACCAGGCCGCGUUUGUAGAGGUGCUGGUGGGCUCUGCAGACUGUCCCGUUGACCAGUAUGAGGUGCUGGUGCCGCGCUGCGUGUUCGCGAGCCCGGCGGAGUGUCGGCGGGUGGGUGGUGGCGGUGCUGGAGGGGACCGCGUGCGCAGCUUCAGCGCCGACCAGCUGGCGGAGGGCGCGCGCGGCCGCCGCUGGGACCGCGUGCGGCUGCUGUGCUCGCAGCCCUACAACAAGCACUGCCAGUUUGGACUCUCUUUCAUCCAUAUUUAUGAACCGGAAGCUGUAACGACUGAGUCUUCUGCGGCGGAGGUCCCAGCCCCCAUCUCAGCCUCUGUCCCAACCACCGCCUCGGCCCCCGGCCCAGCCCCAUCCCCAGCCCCCAGGGACACGCUGCUCUCUCUCGGGAACUACUCCUCGGACGAGGAGGAGUUCCAGCCGGGGGCGCUGUUCGCUAAACACCAACAGAGUCUCAAGAAGAAUGACGACAGCGCUAGAUGUAACACAGUUGCUCAAAUAAGAAGAGCGUCGGCACAAGCAUUGAAAGAUAUACCAGACGCGAACACGAGGCUUAAGAAAACUCCUAUAGAGAGCAGCGGCAAGCGAGCGCGGCACCGGCCCGGCGGCAGCGGCCAGGGCGGCAGCGGACAGGGCGUCAGUGACCAGGGCGGCAGCGGACAGGGCGGCAGCGGCCAGGGCGGCAGCGGCCAGGGCGGCAGCGGACAGGGCGUCAGUGACCAGGGCGGCAGCGGACAGGGCGGCAGCGGCCAGGGCGGCAGCGGACAGGGCGGCAGCGGCCAGUGUGGCAACGGAAAGGGCGCGAGCGCGGUGCUACGCGGGGUAGUGUUCGCCAUGAGCGGCUUCGUCAACCCCGAGCGCGCGAAGCUGCGGGCGGCAGGCCUGGCGCUCGGUGCGCGCUACCGCCCCGACUGGACGUCCGACUGCACCCACCUCAUUUGCGCCUUCCCCAACACGCCUAAGUUGAAGAAAGUAGUAGCGAGCUCGCCGCACGCGCACGUCGUCAGCGGCGACUGGCUGCGUGCCUGCCAGCGCACCGCCCGCCGCCAGCCCGAGGCGCCGCACUCGCUGCGCCCGCACCGCCCCCAGCACCAGUCCCAGACCCCGCCCCCACCCCCGCCACCGCCCCGGCGUCGCUCACCCCGCGGCGACGACACCGACGACACUGACGACGAGAUAGAGAAGGUGCGCGCGAACAACAAGAGGCCGCGCCUUGCUCCCGCCUCGCCCUCCGCUCCGCCCACAUCGUCAUCUGAUAACGACGUCUCCUUCGUCUGCGACGAGAGGUUCAAAGGCAGCGUCACGCUCUCGGACGACUCCUCCACCGAGGAGGAGCCGGCAGGGGAGAGCGCGGGGGACGGGGAGGGCUCGCCUCGCCGCCCCCUGCCGCCCUUCCUGGAGGGGCUGACCUUCACGGUGACGGGUGCGGGGGGUGCGGGCUGCGACACGCGCCUGCUGGCCCGCUACGUGCGCGCGUACGGCGGCCUGCUGCUGCAGGAUUCCGAGCUGGAGCAGGGGGCGGCGGUGGACUACGUGGUGUGCGCGGGGGGUGCGGUGGGCGCGGGGGGUGCGGUGGGUGCGGGGGGCGCGCGCGGGCUGCGCGUGCGCGCCGACUGGGUGUGGCGGUGCCACGAGCUGCGCGCGCUGGCGCCCACACUCCCCUACGAGCUGCCGAGCUGA